Molecule: messenger RNA, 459 nt
Organism: Amborella trichopoda
Lineage: Eukaryota; Viridiplantae; Streptophyta; Magnoliopsida; Amborellales; Amborellaceae
Source: RefSeq, a predicted model, not a curated record
AUGGGAGACAGAAGAAAGGCUGGUUUUAUAGGCUUGUAUUUGAUUCUACUUAUCACCAUACUAUAUGGUGGUGGUGGUGGUGGUGGUGGUGGUGGUGGUGGUGAUGGAAUCUUGGUUGUGGAGAGUGCACCAAACACCAACAUCACUCAAGUGCUCUGCAAUUCUGGUGUGUACACGAGAGGCGAUCCCUUCACGCAAAGCCUGGACUACGUCCUCAAGGACAUUCAAAGCUCCACCCCUUCUCGCCCCUCUCGCGAUUACAAGACCAUCUCUCCAUUCCCAAACGCCUUUGCGUACGCAAGAGCCACCUGCACCCCCUCACUCUCUCCUUCUGAUUGUGCAACCUGCCUGGUAAGCGCGGUGUCCGUGAUGCAGCAGACAUGCACCAAUCGCAUAGGUGCAAGGGCGGUGCUUUACGACUGCUCAGUCAGAUAUGAGCAAUACCCAUUUUCUGAUUGA